AGGACGCGUAUUAUCGAUAACUUUUAAUAGAAAAAUAUAAUAAAUUGUAACUAUAAUUCGAUUUUAUUUUGUUACAAUCAUGUGUGUAUAGAUAGAACCAUGGUUAAAAGUUUAUUUGGUGUUUGUCUUAGUAUAAUUCAGAUAAUAUCAGCUCAAAUCUUGAAACAAGAUGUAGCCAGUCUAGAUGUUCUGAAUAAUCUGCAGUAUAUCCCAUUGGCAGACCUAAUCAGGUCAAAAAGGCAAUUCAACAACCCAGCUGUAAAUUUGAGUAAAAAUGGCAACUUGCCAAAUGGUCUCGGAAUUGGCAUGCCAAACGGCAAUCUUCCCGGAAACGGAUUGCCAAAGAAUAUCAACAACAAUGGAUUUCCUAACAACUAUGCUGUAAAUGGCAGAGUAUUGCCAAUUAAUUUACCAUUUUCAAAUAUAAAUAUUGGCCCUCAAAAUAGACUACUACCGAAUGUUAACGGCAUAAACAAUAACGGAAUAACUAUUAAUAACUUGCCAGUUUCUAAUAAUGUUAUUGAAAAUCUAAGUAAUUUACCAAAUCCUGGAAAUGAUUUACCAAAUACUAAUCCAAUACCUAAUAUCUUGCCUAGUAAUAAUCUAGUUCCAAUGCCGCAAUAA
Messenger RNA from Spodoptera litura, 624 nucleotides. The record is from RefSeq and is a predicted model, not a curated record. Lineage: Eukaryota; Metazoa; Arthropoda; Insecta; Lepidoptera; Noctuidae.